CGCCAUGGACCCCCACCCGUCUCCGGACCCCCGCCCCCUCUUCCGCGCCCUCUCGUCCCUGGCCGCCGACAACGCCGCCUUCUUCCUCAACACGGGCACCGCCGUCGGCCGCCGCUUCGCCGCCGCCUGCCACCUCCUCCGCCACCACGGAGGCCGCCUGGAGCCGGCCCUCCGCCACCUGCAACGCCUGCAGCACCGCUUCGACCUGGACCCUUCCACCCCGGGCAACGGUUACCGCAGUUUGGUGGCCGCCACCCGGCGCUGCGUGGCCCACGCGGUGGCCAAGUGCCGCUACGUGGCCGCCCGGCGUCAGAGCGUCUUCUUCCGCCCGGCUCACAACGCCGCCGAGCUCGAGGCCUACGGGGCGGCCCUGGGGCAGCUGCGGGCGUUGCUGUGUUUGGCGCAGGGGGUGCUGGCCGCCAGCCCCCAGGGGGCGCUGUUCGCGGCCGAGGAAUCCGGGCUGGGGGAGGCGGUGCUGCAGGAGUACAGCACCAUGCACUGCGGGUGCUUCUACGGGAGGUGCCUCGGGUUCCAGUUUGUCCCGUCGAUGCGCCCGCUGCUGCAGACCAUCGCCAUCGGCCUGGUGUCCUACGGGGACGUGUACCGCAGCGGGGACGUGGGGCUGGGCGCGGCGGCGGGCUCGCUGUUCUCGGGGGGGAAAUACGCCCUGGACCCGGAGCUGCGGGGGGAGGAGUUUGAGCGGCUGACGCAGCACCUGGACGUGGGAUUCUGGAAGAGCUUCUGGAACCUGACCGAGAGCCAGCUCCUGGCCGUGAGAAAAACCGCCCAAAAUUCACCAAAAUCCGCUGAAUUUCACCCAAAAUCCAGCCCUGAAUCCGUGGGGGAAUAGUGCCCCAAAUGGACCCCAAAUGAACCCAAAUUGAGCCCAGAAUGAGCCCAAAAUUGAGCCCAGAAUGGGUCUGGAACCUGACCGAGAGCAGCUCCUGGCUGUGAGAAAACCGCCCCAAAUUCACCAAAAUCCGCUGAAUUUCACCCAAAAUCCAGCCCUGAAUCCGUGGGAGAAUGGUGCCCAAAAUGGACCCAAAUGGCCCCAAAAUGAGCCCAAAAUUGAGCCCAGAAUGGGUCUGGAACCUGACCGAGAGCAGCUCCUGGCUGUGAGAAAAACCACCCAAAAUUGCCCAAAAUCGGCUGAAUUUCACCCAAAAUCCAGCCCUGAAUCCGUGGGAGAAUGGUGCCCCAAAUGGACCCAAAAUGAGCCCAAAUUAACCCCAAAAUGAGCCCAGAAUGAGCCCAAAAUUGAGCCCAGAAUGGGUCUGGAACCUGACCGAGAGCAGCUCCUGGCUGUGAGAAAACCGCCCAAAAUUCACCAAAAUCCGCUGAAUUUCACCCAAAAUCCAGCCCUGAAUCCGUGGGAGAAUAGUGCCCCAAAUGGACCCAAAUGGCCCCAAAAUGAGCCCAAAAUUGAGCCCAGAAUGAGCCCCAAAAUUGAGCCCCGAAUGGGUCUGGAACCUGACCGAGAGCAGCUCCUGGCCGGGAGAGAACCGCCCCAAAUUCACCAAAAUCGGCUGAAUUUCACCCAAAAUCCAGCCCUGAAUCCGUGGGAGAAUGGUGCCCCAAAUGAGCCCCGAAAGAGCCCAAAUUAAGCCCAAAAUGAGCCCAAAAUUGAGCCCGGAAUGGGUCUGGAACCUGACCGAGAGCAGCUCCUGGCCGGGAGAAAAAUGCCCCAAAUUGCCCAAAAUUGGCUGAAUUUCACCCAAAAUCCAGCCCUGAAUCCGUGGGGGAAUGGUGCCCAAAAUGAGCCCAGAAUGAGCCCAAAUUAAGCCCAAAAUUGAGCCCAGAAUGGGUCUGGAACCUGAGAGAGAGCAGCUCCUGGCUGUGAGAAUAACGCCCAAAAUUCACCAAAAUUGGCUGAAUUUCACCCAAAAUCCAGCCCUGAAUCCGUGGGAGAAUGGUGCCCAAAAUGAGCCCAGAAUGAGCCCAAAUUAACCCCAAAAUUGAGCCCCAAAUGGGUCUGGAACCUGACCAAGAGCCAGCUCCUGGCUGUGAGAAAACCGCCCAAAAUUGCCCAAAAUCCGCUGAAUUUCACCCAAAAUCCAGCCCUGAAUCCGUGGGAGAAUAGUGCCCAAAAUGGACCCAAAUGGCCCCAAAAUGAGCCCCAAAAUUGAGCCCAGAAUGGGUCUGGAACCUGACCGAGAGCCAGCUCCUGGCCAGGAGAAAACCACCCCAAAUUGCCCAAAAUCAGCU
Numida meleagris (helmeted guineafowl) is the source of this 2205-nucleotide messenger RNA. It is a transcript of the gene LIPE, whose product is annotated as lipase E, hormone sensitive type. The record is from RefSeq and is a predicted model, not a curated record. The transcript has 4 exons. Gene Ontology annotation, molecular function: sterol ester esterase activity; triacylglycerol lipase activity. Gene Ontology annotation, biological process: triglyceride catabolic process; cholesterol metabolic process. The coding region runs from base 5 to 850 and encodes 281 amino acids. Gene Ontology annotation, cellular component: cytosol. Lineage: Eukaryota; Metazoa; Chordata; Aves; Galliformes; Numididae.